Haliotis rufescens (red abalone) is the source of this 3357-nucleotide messenger RNA. Its product is annotated as Krueppel-like factor 3. The transcript has a single exon. Gene Ontology annotation, molecular function: DNA-binding transcription factor activity, RNA polymerase II-specific; RNA polymerase II cis-regulatory region sequence-specific DNA binding. Gene Ontology annotation, biological process: regulation of transcription by RNA polymerase II. Bases 1153 to 2142 code for a protein of 329 amino acids. The record is from RefSeq and is a predicted model, not a curated record. NCBI's taxonomy places the organism in Eukaryota, Metazoa, Mollusca, Gastropoda, Lepetellida, Haliotidae.
AGAGAAGUCGACGGAAAAUACCUGAUGUCCAGUCACGGACACAGCAGUGAGAAGGGACGUGGCCCCCCCUCUCAGUCCAGGAAUUUGUCUAAUCCUUAAGAACUGCUUUGUUUACAGGGAACACAUUUAACACAGCUUAAUGGGACUUUAACUUGUUGGAGAUAUGACAAUAGCAUUUUAAGCGGCAGUUGAUGGAAGCGUUUGAAGGGCACUGAGCUCUGUGACAAGGUGUCAACAGACAUUGCUGUUAAUUCAUUCAUAUCCCCCCACCGGCAGAACGACACUUACUCCACCGUGGCGGGCAGUACCACAUCGCUGCAGUGUUGGAGACUGGUAUUAACAACUGCACAAGGCAGAUCGGAUAUGCAACAAGUGGUUGGUGUGAAGUUUCUCACUCCACGGAUGCAUACCACCGCUUACUGGUUAUACGGUGUGUCAAGAUCAGGACUUUAAUAGUGGAGUUUCUUGUUGUGUGAGCGUUUGAGCCUACUCGCCUACUGGAUGCUAUCUCCAUGACUCGAUGUGAAUGUCAAGCUGGGGACAUAUACAUGACAUGCUGCGCUUGGCGACGUCGAUGUUGCCGGUGACAGUGGUCCACGUGCGAUAGGGUUAUGUGAAGGGGCAAGCUACAUCUAUUAAGUGACGGAGAAGCGAGCGGUGACAAAGUACCCCUAGCUAUCAGGCUGACAGCGACGGGGAAGGAUAACGGCACAUUGUGUACGGAGUGGGUCUUGUGUAACGACCCCCAGUUGACGGCUGUAGGAUGUGUUGAUAUAUACACGAGAGUAAAAGCGUGGACGCGGUGAGUACGAGCGCAGAGGAUUGCCACAACAUGCUCGGACUUGGGAAAUACGAAGGGAUUGUAUGCAAAUGAUUCGGUGUAAAAUUACACUUAAAGAGGGCGAAAAUUCUCAGCCUUAAUCACAUGUUCCCGUCGUUGCGAUUUGCUGCUAGCCAAUCGCUGCCCGCUGUGCACGGCGAGAAGAAUAUAUGAGCUAUAUAUAGUCGAGGGCCUCAUUCUCGGGGUAUCCCUCUGUCGCUCAACAGGACAGAUAACGCUGUCACUCGCACGUUCAUCACCAUCUCAAGAGUGGACACGCUAGCGUCACCCUGGCAGACUCGUGGAUAGAGAACCUCUUCGAGGGGGUGAGGAUGGAGGAUUUCCUACCCCUCGUCUCCAGUCUCGAACGCGAACAGUUCACCCUCCAGCGACUCAAUUCAGCCGGGGAGGAGAGUGACGCCAGCAGCCUCGACGAUUUACGGAGUCACAGUCCAUCGUCGUCCGUGUGGAGCUUGGAGAGUCUUGACGAUGACGUGUAUUUAGACUAUCUGUUCAGUCAGGGCCUUGUGGACGCUGUUGAGAAGAAUGGGGUAAGCCAGCCCAUUUCAAAGGCACCCCCUGUAUCUCAAGCUCCCCCUGUAAAUCAUCAACCAGUUAUGCCGGUCCCCGUAGUCUGUGAUUCCACCGUGAACAAUGUAACUUAUUGUACUCCGAAGCCAAUAGCACCACCACCUAGAGAAGCAGAGGAAACGUUCACGGUGCCAACGAGUAACAAUGACUUUGUAGUGUUGGGCGUAGGCUUGCAAAACCUCAUGCACAACUACGCCAGCAAAGCAGCGUUUGCCGAACCCCACCGCCAACCUGCCUUACCCCCUCAACAUACCCUCCAUCACCCCCAUCCAUCCCUGCUGCAGAGACAGGUGAACUACGGUGCUCUAGCCCAGGUAACACAGACCAGUCACUACCGACUUCCGACCAACGGUGCCAAGUCAUUGCUGACACAAACAAGUAUUCUAGAGGACGUUAAGAUCAGAACGCUGAAGACGCCGUCCCCGAAACCUCCAAGUCAUACAAAGGGUGAUCGUUUGGAGGACAAAAUAUACCACUGUACCUAUGCAGGAUGUAACAAGGUGUAUAGCAAGUCGUCGCAUCUUAAAGCUCACCUUCGUCGGCAUACAGGUGAAAAACCAUUCGAGUGCACGUGGCCUGGUUGUGGAUGGAGGUUCUCGCGGUCCGACGAACUAGCCCGUCAUAAACGCUCACACUCAGGGAUUAAACCAUAUCAGUGUAAAAUCUGUGAGAAGAGAUUUUCACGUUCAGACCAUCUCUCGAAACAUUUGAAAGUUCAUCGGAAACGUUAGUACAGUAUUAGUGUGCAAGUAUGUUCAUCCGGAGCCGUGUGACGUCAGCCGUAACCAUGGAAGCAUGAAGCGCAACCGGAGAAAGUGUCACGUUAAUGGACAUUUUAAAGGAGGCGAGACAAAUGUGUUGUUUAUGUAGAAUGUCAUGCCUGGUGACAUGUCCCGUAAACUGCAACCGCCUGGAACGAUAUAGCACUUUACCUGUGUGUCGAGCUGAGUAAGGGUGUGUGACUUGGUGGGACGGGCAAGCCUAAGGGCUGAACGGCAAUGGCGGCCUGCGUUGAGGACGUCGGCUUUAAUAAGUGUGUGAGAGACUGAUAAACUGUUAUUCACAUAUCAAAUCAUUGUUCAAUGCUUAAAAGUAUUUGCCCUUUAUAUAUAAUGUUGUGGCGUGUUCCAAUAAGUGUGAUUAUGGACCAAUUAAUUGUUGAUUUUGUGAGAAAAGUGACGUUUUCAUAAACGCUGCAUUGGAUGUAUCCCAAGUGUCUUGUGGGAGAUGUGGCCACGUUAAUACUGCGAUGCACUGCACGUAGACUAGAUUGACUUUAUCAGACGAAAGGCGGCUGAGGUCACCUAAUGAUGCAGGUAUCUGCAGAUCAAAGGUAUACAGGUGAGCGUUAAACGCGACGCCGCCUAGCGGGCAGGGACAAAGUGUAAUUGAUCGGCAAAAGGACCCUUAUCGACAUUUUAUAUUCCUAUAUAUUCAAUAUUGUGUCACAUAAACUCGGGUUAUUUUUGUGUGAAGGUUUCCAGUGCGUUUCUUUGACUUCUUGUGAGGACUCCGUCUCGACUACCGGCAGAAGAAGAACGAAUACGUGGGUACGGGAGAAUUUCGGCCUGCCGCAUGCCUCGUGACCUCUAACCUCGCACGCGCCGCGACGUCCGUGCCACGAGGACGAUUGUGGGUUUGGGCUGGGUGCUGGGCGAGUAGCAAGCGGGGACUGCCACGUUCUCCUAGCUCAAACUUUGACGUGUUUACAAAUAUUUACUUCAAGAACAUUGUCUCUGCUGCUCCGUGUGACGUAUACCAACACAACAGGGGACAGUUCACAUUUAACUUAAAGAUAUUCAUCAACGUCAUCAAUCCACAGAGAGUGCUGAGCAUCCUUUAUUUUCUUUAAACUUUAUUGAAUUAUAUAUUUAGUAGACGUUUUAGUAAACUAUAUUUUAACAUUCCUGGCACUUGUUCAAUGAAAUGUUAUUUUUAAUUGAAAA